Aspergillus bombycis is the source of this 1536-nucleotide messenger RNA. Its product is annotated as sugar porter family MFS transporter. The record is from RefSeq and is a predicted model, not a curated record. Lineage: Eukaryota; Fungi; Ascomycota; Eurotiomycetes; Eurotiales; Aspergillaceae. Gene Ontology annotation, biological process: transmembrane transport; carbohydrate transport. The transcript is spliced from 7 exons. Bases 1 to 1536 code for a protein of 511 amino acids. Gene Ontology annotation, cellular component: membrane. Gene Ontology annotation, molecular function: carbohydrate:proton symporter activity.
AUGAGCUCUUCCAAGAACCUUGAGCAGGAGGCUGACGUCUCGAUUGAACAUGCGGAGAUAGCGUCCACGCAUGCUCACCCUACCUAUGAAAUCCCCAAGGUCACUUGGUGGAAGCUCCGUGGUUCCACUAUUAAUGGAUAUGAUGGCUCGUUACUAAACGGGUUGCAGACAAUGGCUCCGUGGCAAGCCUACUUUGAUAAUCCCACUGGGUCAACGCUUGGACUAUUUACGGCAAUUCAGAACAUUGGUGGGGUCUGUGCUCUUUUCUUCGCCUCCUAUGUGGCUGACCUCUUGGGACGUAGGAUUGGUGUAGCAGUGGGGCUUGUCGUGAUCUUUAUCGGCACAAUAAUACAAGUAGUCCCGUCUGUAAACAGUGGAAUGUUUAUCGCUGGAAGGUUCCUGGUCGGUCUUGGGUCCAACAUUAGUCAAGGGUCGGCCCCGUUGCUUAUCACAGAGCUAGCACAUCCUCAACACCGUGGGACAUUGACCACCAUGUACAACACUCUGUGGUAUAUUGGGUCAAUAAUAGCGGCUUGGACUGUUUUUGGGACUAUUAAAUAUACUUCGGAAGCAUCUUGGAGGAUCCCGGUUGGGAUGCAAGCAGCUAUGCCCGCCAUUCAAUUUGUGGGAAUCUGGUUCCUCCCGGAAAGCCCCCGUUGGUUAUGCGCCAAAAACAGGGCAGAUGAAGCCUUCAGUAUCUUGGUAAAGUACCAUGGCAAUGGGGACCAAGCCGACCAGCUUUGCGCGUUUGAAUUUUGUGAGAUUCAGGAAACCCUGCGACUAGAAAAGGAAGAGUCCCGGAACGGGUGGCAGACUCUUAUCAAAACACCCGGAAAUCGUAAACGCCUCCUCUUGGUUGUGUUGGUUUCCUUUUUCUCUCAGUGUUCGGGAAAUGGCCUGGUAUCAUAUUAUCUGCACUCGAUCCUGAACUCAGUCGGCAUCGAGUCCUCGCAUGAUCAGGCAGUGAUUAAUGGAGGCCUGCAAAUUUGGUCCUUUCUUGUCGCAAUCGGAUUUUCCUCCUUCCUCGUUGACGUUCUUGGCCGGCGCAUGCUCUUUAUGAUCGCUGCCGUAGGCAUGUUAAUCAGCUUCAGUAUUUGGACAGGAUGUUCCGCUGUUUACGCGAAGACAGGCGACACUGGAGCUGGAAGUGCGGUGAUCGCAAUGAUAUUUCUCUUUUACGGCGUGGCAGGCUUCGCGUGGCCCGGACUCACUGUGGCUUACUGCGCAGAGAUCCUGCCCUUUAACAUCCGAGCGAGGGGAAUGGCUGUUGCGUUCGCUUGCACAUCAGCGGCAUCAGUCUUCAAUCAAUACAUAAAUCCGAUUGGUUUGGAGAGGUUGCAAUGGCGUUUCUACUUUGUUUAUAUCGGUAUUCUUGUCGUUGAGUGUCUCUGUAUUUGGUUCCUGUUUGUAGAAACAAAAGGCCCGACCUUGGAGGAGAUUGCGGCAUUGUUCGAUGGAGAUAAUGCGAACGUGGGAAGGUCGGAGGAAUCGGAGAUGCCUCAAAGAGCCGCGAAUAUCGAGAAAAGUAGCGCGUAA